CCACCUCCACCUCCAUCUCCUGCUCCGCCGCCCCCUCUUCUUCCACCCGUACUCCGCUAUCUGUACAGAAAACCCACAAAACUCGGGAAAAUGAUGGCCUCAUCGGAUACGGAGUCUUCGGGCCCCAUGGAGCCCCUGGCAAACUACCUCGCCAAGGGCCAGAGGACGUACCAGCAAUGGCUCGACCGCGUCACGCCGUUCGUGCUCUACCGCUGGCUGGGAACUGCAGGGCUCCUGUCACUGUUCAUGCUGAGGAUCGUCUUUGCGGAAGGGUGGUAUAUUGACGCCCAGGCAAUCUACCUCCUCAACCUGCUCCUCGCCUUCCUCCAGCCCAAAUUUGACCCCUCGCUGCAAGACGACCUCCUCGCGGACGAGAUCGAAGAGGGCGGAGAGGAGUCCCAGUCACCUCUGCCGUCCUCGCGCGACGACGAGUUCAGGCCAUUUGUGCGGCGGUUGCCAGAGUGGCAGUUUUGGCUGUCUGCGACGCGCGCGACGCUCGUCGCGAUCGUAUGCACGUUCUUCGAGAUGUUCGACGUGCCCGUCUACUGGCCGAUCCUCGUCGUCUACUGGUUCGUGCUCUUCGCGCUCACCAUGCGCCGCCAAAUACAACACAUGAUCAAGUACAAGUACAUCCCAUUCGACUUUGGGCGCAAGGCGCGCUACAGCGCCAGUGCGCGUCGAUGAGUGGGUGUGGGCGUUUGUACUCCGUCGAUACGCGCUUGCCAUGACCUAGACGAUCUGCUACGUAUACCAUACCGAUGCUCUAUUCACCCCGG
This is a messenger RNA of Trametes versicolor FP-101664 SS1, 776 nucleotides long. Its product is annotated as retrieval of early ER protein Rer1. Gene Ontology annotation, biological process: protein retention in ER lumen; retrograde vesicle-mediated transport, Golgi to endoplasmic reticulum. The transcript is spliced from 6 exons. The record is from RefSeq and is a predicted model, not a curated record. NCBI's taxonomy places the organism in Eukaryota, Fungi, Basidiomycota, Agaricomycetes, Polyporales, Polyporaceae. Bases 91 to 684 code for a protein of 197 amino acids. Gene Ontology annotation, cellular component: Golgi membrane.